UCUAAUAGUAGUUUGCAAUCCUGAAGAUCCUGGGCAUUUGUUUUUACGUUUACAUCCUUGGCAAUCGUUACAGGUAGUCAGAAGCCAGUAAGUCUGACAACCAGUCUAACCAAGGGAUAUUGGGUUGAGGAGAUCAGAUAGGCAGUCGCUCCAUGUAAAACACUGGUACUUAGCUGCAUCCGGGUAGGCUGGAAGCCGAUCCCAACGUAGUUGGGAUAAAGGCUAGGCAGAUAAUGAUGGAUUUGUUCGUUCAGAUAUCUAGAAGUUGUGUUCAAAAGAUUUGCUUGUCUCCGAACUUGGUUACUAUUGAGUUCACAAUAGUCCAACAAAUUAAGAACAUAUAACAUUGAUGUGUUGAGAUGUAAAAUGUCUAACUUCGGAGCCGAGGUCUGUGUCUACAUUCUUCUUUUAUAAUAUUUCCUGAAUAUACAUGCUUAUAUAUAUUUUCAACAUAUUAAAUCAUUCUAGUCAACAAAAAUAUAAACUAAAAUAGCUGUUGUCCUCGACACGAAACACUGAAUUAAAAUCUUAUUUUAUAAGCGUGCUAUUAGCGUUAUUUUUAUUUCAUUACGUUAUGGCUUUUUUCUAUCGAUUGCAUAAUAUAUUAUAAGUAAUUAAUUCCACGAUGGCCUCGCAUGCAGCAUACUUUUAAACUAUAUUAUUAAAACGAUGAGGUAUUUGCUGGUAUCAUGCCGACUAAAAAGCUUGAUUAGAUUCACGAUUACCUUCAAAAUAAACUAUCAAACAACUAUCGGGCUAGAUAUCCGCCAACAGUUUUUUUUUAAGGAGUGUCUAUGGAGUUUCUUGCCGGCUCUUCUACAUGAGACCGACUUUUUGGAACCGCGCAACUAGUGUGACGUUUCAUAGGAGCCUGCAAAGGCCUAUUUGAAGUAAAAAUAUUUGACUUUGACUUUGAGUUUAGUCUGCAGCAUGCGAGGCCAACAGUGUAUGUGAAACACUGGUAAUUUUAAACGAAAUAGGAGGAGGUUUUCAACUCGGAUUUUUCUCUAUUUUUUCGAUCUGAAUAUAACAAGGAGUAUGUAUAUAGUGUAUAUUGUAAUGAUUGGUAUUGAAUUAAACGUACGCAAAUUGCAUAUUAAUGAUAUAAAGACGACCCAGGCAUUGACCUUUUAUGAAGUAACUGUUAUCGUUAACUGGCGUAUUAUGUAAUUGAAAAAUGUGUCAUUGUUUAUAUUUUUUAUGCGGAUCCGGAUGAUCAUGGUUCCGGUUCCCCCACAAAACUGCAAACCAUGUAAGUGCAGAAAAGUUUUAUGAUACUAUGCAUCAUGAACCACCACAUCUACUUCCGUAUCCUGGGCUACCUGGUGACCAUCACGAUGCACGUAUCCAACAUAGUGGUGAUGAUGAGCUCUUUCCACGGAGAAGUCAUGAAGAACCAGCAUGUGAGGCACUUCAGUGAGAUGCAGUGCUUCUUCUUCACUUGUUGGACUUUUACCUUCCAGACAGUCCAUGCUUUACUAGCAUUAUACAUGGACAUUUUGACUUUGAAGAACUCCAAAUCACCUGACUUCAAACUGCCCAAACUCUUCGUCUGGUGCAGAGAAGCCUUAUUUUCUAUACUUGUUUGGCCAUCUACAGUUCUAGUCGUCACAAUCUUCUGGUCGCUCUACCUCUACGAUCGCCAACUGAUCUUCCCCAUGGACAUCGACCUGGUCAUCACGAAGGCUUCCAACCAUGUCAUGCAUAGCUGCAUCUUACCUGCUGUAUUGUGGGAAGUCAUGUUCAGAAGAAGAGAGGCUCCGAGGACUCAUGUGUGGCGUUUGAUGCUGGUUUGGUUGACUGCUGUUGUUUAUUUUACUGUUUUAUUCUUCGUGCAUGCAUACAAAGGCGUAUGGGUGUAUCCCAUAUUUGGACUUCUUACUGGAUCAAUAUUUUUCUAUUUAUUUAUAGCGUUUGUAUUUGCUAUUCUUGUUCCUAUGUACUAUUCUCAAUGGAUGCUAAAUUCUUUGAUAUGGGACUCAAGAAUUAUGUCGAAGAAAAUUACAUAAAAAUAUAGGUAUAUUUAGCAACAUAUAUUUUGUAUAUUAUUUAGUAGGUACAUUAGAUAGAUAAUAUUAUAGCUGUAAGUGGUGAAAAAAAAUAUUUUUAAGAUUGUGUAAACUAUUGUGAUAAUAGAUUUAAGUAUGAAAAUAAAAUAAAUGUGUUGUAAUGCGGUCUCGCUAAUCGAUUACCAUACUUAUGACUCUAAAAUAUAGACCAUAAUGAUUUGAAAGAAUCACAAGAUACGUUAGAUGGUAAAUACUUUAGUUAAGUUUCUUUUUUGUAUUUUGUAGUUUAAUCAUAAAGUGAAAAAUAAAUAAUAUUGUUAAUAGUUUAAAAUAAAUAAACCGUACCUUGGACCCUGUGCCCGAUGUCGGUGGCCAUCUAUUUUUUUUACAUUUCUAAAUAUAUUUUUUAUACUUAAUAGGUAUUUAAAAAUGUAUGAAAUAUGUUAUUAGAUGAAUAAACGGAAAAUUAAUGAACAAACCGUAAUAGGUA
Molecule: messenger RNA, 2499 nt
Organism: Helicoverpa zea (corn earworm)
Lineage: Eukaryota; Metazoa; Arthropoda; Insecta; Lepidoptera; Noctuidae
Product: androgen-dependent TFPI-regulating protein-like
Exons: 5
Coding region: 1272-2009 (245 amino acids)
Cellular component (GO): membrane; endomembrane system
Source: RefSeq, a predicted model, not a curated record